ACUAAACGUCACCAACGUGCCCCGGACACCCGGAAGCGCAGCAAAAUGCAACAUGUUUUGCUGAAGUCGACGUUGUUUAUGACCAAUUGUCUGGAUACCGCAUUAUAAUUGUAUUAUCAUCGGCAGCCUUUAUUCUGUUUAGCACAUCGGAGAUGGAAACGAGCGAAAAAGACAAGGUAGGAAGAUAGCAGUCAGCUGCGUAGCUUAACAUCUUCAAUCCUGGUUUGGGUGUUUCUCUCAUCCUGGGUUCUUAUUGCCAACCUUUUCUCUUGCUCUUAAAUCUAGGACCCUGCUGCUCUAAAAGAAGAAGGGAAUGUCCUCUUCAAGACAGGAGACGUGCAGGGGGCUAUCUGCUGCUAUACCAAAGCAUUAAAGCUGACCGACAGCCGAUCAGAGGGUGCUGUCCUUUAUCGGAACCGGGCUGCCUGCUACCUGAAACUGGAGGAGUUCAACAAAGCAGAGGCUGAUGCGACCAAAGGUGGGCGAAGCUUAAGUCGUGAAAGAUAAAUGAAGGAUGUUGAAGUUUAUCUGAUCUGUAAGUGGAAAUAACCCAACCCAUCCUUAAGGAAUGCCAGCAAUACAGGUCAAUUUGAUUGACUAUCCUUUCAUCACUUAUAGAAGUAUGUUCCUACACACCACCCUUCAUACCGACACUUCAGUUUUGUUUUAUUAGGGCCACACAAAACAUUAAAAAGCGAACUUUUGGAUUUUAAUCCAUUCAUCUAACAGAAGUUUGAACCUUGGAUGUUUCCUCAUACAAGGAUCCUUUUUGACAUACUUUGGCAUGCUCUAGGCUCCAAAUCAGUGAGUUUUAAAGGCUCUCUGGAAACUGUUUGUGGCAGAUUUCAGUGUUAUUGGUUUACAGCACCAUUAAGAGAGUAAAGCACACUCUGGACUGUUUGAUCACCAAGCGCUGCAUUAUUAUGUCCUUGGACCACCACUGUAAACAGUUGGUGAAGAGUUGCUUUUAUCAUCUGAGGAACAUUGGUAAAUUGAGGUCCAUGAUUUCAAGACCUGAGAUGGAGAUGAUAAUUCAUGCCUAUGUUUCAUUUCGCAUUGACUACUGUAAUGCUCUUUUCAUGUGUUUUAAUAAAAAGGAAGAAAAGGGACCAUAUCACCCCAAUUUUCUAUUCCCUCCACUGGUUACCAGUUUAUUUUAGGAUUUAUUUUAAGAUUUUAGUUUUUGCUUUUAGAGCCCUCCAUGAACAAGCUCCUUUGUACAUCACUAAGCUACUGAGACCCUAUUCCCCCUCACGUUCAUUCAGGUCAUCAGACCACAAACUCUUGAUGGUCCCUCACACCCAUUUUAAAACACGAGGUGACUGCUCUUUCCAGACCAGUGCCCCUCGCCUCUGGAAUGCACUACGGUUGACCUAAAGCAGCAUAGAGUCUACUGAAAGUUUUAAGAAUGACCUUAAACCCUUUUUAGACAGGCUUUUAACUGAUGUCAACAUUGUGAGGCUUCUGUGAAGUGCUUGUAUCUCUGCCAUUAUAUGUACUGUGCAUUUUAUCCUUGUUGUAGAGCACUUUGUGAUUUUAUCUAUGAAAAGUGCUAUGUAAAUGAAAUUUACUUACUUACUCUUUGUCUGGAUUCAAAUUUGUGGGUGUGGCGUGUUCAUAUUCAUACUUAAAUAUGGUUGGUUGGAUGUUGUUUUCAGCCCUUGACACUGACCAAGGUGAUGUGAAGGCCAGGUUCAGGAGAGCCCAGGCUUUCCAGAAUCUUGGUCGGCUCGACCAGGCCUUUAUGGAUGCCCAGAGGUGCGCCCAGCUGGAGCCUAAAAACAAAGCCUUUCAAGAUCUGUUGAGACAGCUGGGAGCACAGAUCCAGCAGAAGGUGAUAUAUUCCACUUUUCUUCUGAUGUGGUCUUAGGAGCUUUGUCUUGUAUCCAAAAUAUUAACUGGAAGAAUAUUUUUCUGACACAGAUGUUUUCUCUUGACCCUUUAGUCGGCUCAACUCAACUCAACAGACGCACGUGUGCAGCAAAUGUUCAACCUCCUUUUAGAUACGUCUGCAAGCGACUCAGAUCGACAAAAGGUAAGUAAAAGCAACAAUUUAGAAAUAACCAACAAAUAACUGUGUUGUGCUACUGUUAUUUACUUUAUGUUUUAUUAUGUUUCUGUAUAUAUUGUAACCUGGUCCAUUGUUUGAUUUCAGGCUGCCCAGAAUCUGGUGGUUUUGUCUCGAGAAGACGCAGGAGCUGAGCAGAUCUUCCGUAAUGAUGGAGUGAAACUGCUGCAAAAACUCCUUCAUUCAAAGCAGGAGGAUGUUGUCCUUUCAGCCCUGAGGACUCUUGUUGGGUUGUGUACAGGACAUCAAUCCAGAGUAAGUGGGACAGUUUGUUGCCUCAUCAUGAAGGUCACUGCUUAUUGUGUUUAUUUUCUCUAAGACUAGGAGUGUGCAUACAGUGAUGGCCCUUUGGUAUUUCAUUCAUUUAAAUUCUAUUGCUUUGUUACUGUUGGUCAGAGUUUAUAUAUACUAUACUUCCUUACAUCAGCACUCAUGUUGGUCAAGAACUGUACUCAACACUGUGCAAGCCAGUUGAUUUGCUGCUUUCUACUGCUGACAUCUACUGUGUUGUUUCUAGACUAUGGCUAUAGUAAAUGAGUUGGGAAUGGAGCAGCUGUGUGCAGUAAUGGGAUCGGGAGCCUCUGCUGUGUCUCUGGCUGCCUGCCACCUGCUGCAGGUUAUGUUUGAGGCUUUGACAGAGGGCAUGAAAAAAGAGAUUAGAGGGAAAGAUGAAGCCAUUCUUCCUGGUGAGUUAGACUCUUUUUUUUAAGUUGGCUACUGAUGAAAGUUGACUUAUCACAAAGGCUUUUUUGUAUCCAUCUGCCCUGUAUUUAUGUUUAACAUUACUUGUUACUGGAUAAAUCUGAUGCAGAACCGUCGAAAGAGCUGCGCUCAAUGUUACGCCACCUCUUGGAAAUGAUGCCAGCAUCCAGUGUGUCAGGGCCGGGCAGAGACAGUGCUAUUAACCUCCUGGUCAAACAAGUUCCCCGCAAGUCCCUGAAGAAUCCUGAUAACUCCCUCACAUUAUGGGUGAUAGAUCAUGGUAUAUAUCACACCCACACACACCUCUCAUACUAUGAUUAACACAAAACAAAUCUAAUCCUACUGCCAAGCUUUACUAUUUGAGAAUGGCCUUGGUUAUUGCAAUGAAAUUCAGACACUGUCACUAGUUUUAUCUGGUGUUAAUGAGUGCUUUGUUCUCCUUUAGGACUGAAAAAAAUCUUGGAGGUGGCUGGAACAGUUCCUGAGCUCUCAGAGGGACCUCCUCUCACAGACAACUCCCACAUGAGCUGCUCUGUCUUGCUUAAUAAACUAUACGAUGACCUGAAGAGCGACAAAGAGAGGGAGAACUUUAAUAAGCUGUGUGAAGAAUAUGUGCAGUGAGUAGAUAACAGAAAUUUGUGCUAUUAUUUUUGAAACUUUGCUGCUCAUAAACCUGCCACAUAAACCUUUUUAUUUGUCUUGGAAGGCAACACUUUAGUCGUCCUGGUCUGGAAGGCAAGCUGCGGGCCAUCCAGACAGUGUCAGUGCUCCUCCAAGGACCAAGUGAGGUGGGCAACAAAACUCUUGAGAUGUCGGGAAUGAUGGAUGCAGUGAUUUCUCUGUGUGCCUCAGAAGAUGUUACACACCAGCAGGUAGCUGUGGAGGCUCUUAUCCACGCUGCAGGCAAGGCCAAGAGAGCCUCCUUCAUCACAGCCAAUGGCGUGGCACUUCUGAAGGACCUCUACAAAAAGAGCGAGAAUGACAGGAUCCGUGUGAGAGCCCUGGUGGUAAGUACCGAGUCAAAACAAGUAUACUUGUUUUUAUUUUUGACAGCUGCAGAAAACAGCAUCAUAAAUAGAGCUGAAAUAAACUGGAUUUCUGGUCUUCUUUGACAGGGUUUGUGCAAGCUUGGAUCAGCAGGAGGGACUGAUUUCAGCAUGAAGCAGUUUGCAGAGGGAUCCACGCUUAAGCUGACCAAGCAGUGUAGGAAGUAUGUUUGAGUGUUCAACCUGGUUUGGGAUUUAGAGAAAUGUGUCACACCUAAAUCAAGUAGAUAUAUUGUUAUUUUUUUAAGAAGGAUUGCUAUUUCUUUUCAAUUCUUUUAGGUGGCUGUGCAACAAGUCACUUCCUGCAACCUCCCGCCGGUGGUCUGUAGAAGGUCUGGCCUACCUCACAUUCGAUGCUGAUGUGAAGGAGGACUUGGUUGAGGAUAAGAACGCUCUCCUGGCCAUGUUUGAACUAGCAAAGGUUUGACUGAUUAUUGUGUUUCAGGUUCAUGAUAAAUGUAAGAAAUGGGUAAUACAGCUCCAUAAUGUAAGACUCCUCUAAGAAGAGUCUUUGCAGUCAUAAGAACACACAGUAAACAGACGUUUUUAUUGUGCUGUCUGGGCUUUCUUUCUCAAGCUUGUUUUUCUCUUUGUGCCCCUCCAGUCUGAAGAUAAGACUGUGCUCUUUGCUGUGGGCUCCACAUUAGUGAAUUGUUCCAACAGCUAUGAUGCAGAGAAGCCUGACCCUCAAAUGGUGGAGCUAGCCAAGUAUGCAAAGCAGCAUGUGCCUGAGGAGCACCCAAAGGUACCAUUCAAAUGAUCCUCUUGUGUUACUGAAUCAACAUCACGUAGUCUUCCUUUAUUGUUUAACAUUAGCCGUAUUCCUCCAACUUUAUGAACUUUGAGAGUUAUUUCUUGUUUUUUUUCAUCUAGUCUUGUCUUUAAAGAUAUGCUGUUAAAAACCUGUCUCUCUUUAUUUGUCAGGAUGCUCCUUCCUUUGUGGAGAAAAGACUAGCAAAGCUACUUGAAGCAGGUGUGGUGUCUGCUUUGGUGUGUAUGGUCAAGCAUGAGAGUCCUGCAAUGACUGAGGCCUGCAGGGAGUGUAUAGGCAGGUAGGAAAACUGCAUUUUUCUUCCCUACAUCCCUGUUUUCACACUGUACAUUUUCUAUUAAUACUUUUUCUCAUGGUAGAGUCUUCUUGGCUUUGGUUGAGCGACAGGAGGACAGAGGUACAGUGGUGGCACAGGGAGGAGGAAAGGUAAGGUGGCCUAAAUGGAUACAAGGUGUUUGUCCUGCUGAACCAAGCUUAACAUCUUAUUCCAAGAGGUUCACACAGUUUAUGUUAACUUUGUCUCCAACAGGCUUUGAUUCCUCUUGCAGCUGACAACACAGAUGUCGGUAAAAUCAAAGCAGCACAAGCUCUGGCAAAAAUAACUAUCACAUCUAACCCAGAGAUUGCCUUCCCAGGAGAAAGGGUGAGAAUUUUGUGCUGUGAAAAGUCUCUGUAGUGACAAACAAAGCUGUAGAACUUUUUCUUUCUUUAACAUCAUCACACUUUUUUGUUGUCAGAUCUAUGAAGUGGUGCGCCCCCUCGUCAGUCUUUUGAGUCUUGAAUGCACCCUGCUGCAGAACUUUGAGGCACUUAUGGCUCUCACCAACCUGGCUGGGAUUAGUGAAAGACUGAGGUUAGCCACUAGGGGGAAGUGUCUCCCAAGAAUACAAGAAUAUAAUGCAUGGGAUGUGUAAUUCAAUCAGUUUUAACCCUCACAUACUGUUCAAAUCCUGUACCCUCACAGUAUGUUCCAGGUCAAAAUUGCCCCUUCAAAGAGUUCAAAGAGCAGCUUUCUGUCACAGAAAGAUCUCUUGACUAGUUAGGUCAUUUUGACCUCUGUCUAGGUGUGUCUGUGUGACUGUAUGUCUGUGUGCGUGCAUGUGUGUGUGUGUGUGUGUGUGUGUUUCUGUCAAGGUAAUGAUAGUUUCAUAAUUAUUUGAAUAUAUCUUUUUGAACAACAAAUCUUAUAUUGAACACGGUUGUUACUGUUUGUCACUUGUCCCACACUGCUAGAUCUAAAAUCCAUCUAAAUAUAGAUACGGGUCAAAUUUGACCCGUAACAGCCUUAGAGGGGAAAAAUGUGUAGCAAUACAAACAAAAACAAAAUACACAUAAAUAUUUUUAAAGUAAUUUCAUGUAUUUUGGGCAACUUCAGGAAAAGUCAUCAAGUUUCAGGCUUAAAAAAUGAUGUUUAGGGUAUUUUUACUGCUGUUAAAAGUCAAAACGGGUCAAAUUUGACCCAAACAGUAUGUGAGGGUUAAGGACACGCUUUGCAAGUGUCUUAAUGUGCUGGCAAGAAAGUAAACCCCAGUGUGACCCUUCCUUCUUUGUUUUGUAAAGUUGUCUAGUUUAUUAUUGUGGGCCUCUGCCUAUGUUGACAUAGUUUGUCUUUUUUCACAGACAAAAGAUCAUAAAGGAGAAGGCAGUCCCUAAAAUUGAAGGUUACAUGUUUGAGGAGCAUGAGCUGGUCCGAGCUUCUGCCACAGAAUGCAUGUGCAAUCUGGUUUUAAGUACGGAGGUAAGGGUCUCUGUCUAUUGUUCAGCAAAGGUUGGUUUGGAAGUUGAGGUUAAAGCAGGGAGUUUUUUUGGUAUGUGUUCUCAGGUGCAGAAGCUGUAUCUGGCCACUGGUAAUGAUCGCCUGAAGCUGCUUGUGCUGUACAGUGGAGAGGAGGAUGAGAGGCUGAGAAAGGCUGCUGCUGGAACCUUGGCCAUGCUGACAGCUGAGCAGCCUGAGCUUUGUGCACGAAUCCCUGGAACAGUAAGCCUUAAUCACAUCCACCAACACCACACUGUCACACAUUAUGAAGAUUAACUGUUCUUUUUUAUUACCCCUCUUUGUCUUUUCUUUUCAGACAACUCACUGGCUAGAGAUUGUACAAGCACUGCUGCUCAGUGAAAUAUCUCAUCUACGUCACCGUGGAGUAGUCAUCGUUCACAACAUGAUGCAGGCAGAGAAAAGUCUGGCUGAGACGCUCAUGGAAAGUGAAGUUCUGGAGAUUCUUUCUGUCCUGGCAAAGGGAGGAGAGGGCAUGCCAGAGCCAGUAUGUAAGAUUGCUCAGAACUGCCUGGACAAGGCUUUGGAGUACAACAUUAUAAUGAGCAGGGACGGGAAGGAGAAAAGCAAGGAACCCAAACCAUGAAAAUACUGCUGCAGUGUGUGAAUGUGCCUUAAGGCAAGGUCAGAGUAGUUGAGUUUUGUAUGGGACCAAGGAAGUCGUUAAAGUACCGAGUUAAAACAAGAAACUGUCAAAGCAAUACAAGAAAAUGAGAAGUAUUUUAUGAAAGAAGCUGACAUUUCAAGUGUAACAUGAAUGUGCUUUAAUUGCUUUCAACUGAUUGUAUUCAACUUGAUUUCAGCAGUGUGUUUCACUUCUGUGAUGAACAAAGGCACUCUAUACAUUCUUCACUCAAGAUUGAUACAUUUUUGAAAAAAAAAUCAUAUAACAGUCAUUCCCACAAUAUGUUAUAUUCUAUGUUAUCCAGAACCAUGUUUCUUUAUAUUUGUUUUUAUUAUAAAAUGCCCACAAGUCACAUAUUAAAAAGAGAGCAUGGUUGUUCUCUUGAUAACUGUCUUUUCAUGUUGAUUAUCAGUUGUUAUUGUCACUCCACUACAUUUCCAGUGUGUUUCUUACAUGGCUUUUACUUUUUUUAAUGAAAUGAAGUCAUAUUUAGGAAGAAAUAAAAAAAAAAUGUACUAAAAUUCA
Molecule: messenger RNA, 7512 nt
Organism: Xyrichtys novacula (pearly razorfish)
Lineage: Eukaryota; Metazoa; Chordata; Actinopteri; Labriformes; Labridae
Source: the annotation of a GenBank genome assembly